UGCUGCAGCUGCUGCUGAGCGCUGAAUGGAUGUGCUCAAUAAAACAUGUAGGCAUAUAUUCUUUCGGUGGCAGCUCAUAAGUUACCGACAAAAAUACAAAUCACAUCCGGGCCUAGAUAUCGAUCAUCGGCAUCAAAUUGCUGCGCAGCGCAACUUUCGUCGACCCCGAAACGUGCAGGAAGUUUGCAGGAAGUGCGCUCAUUAGGACAUUCUUGGGGGGAUUUUUUUAGAGGGGUUUACUAAGAUUAGAGUCUUUAUGCGUUUUCACGUGAAAGAGCCUUUAUAAGCGUCAUUUUGGAGGAGUCCGUGGUUCGCUACACAUCAGGGAAAAAGAACUUGUGUUUUAGAGUAAAGUUGAAUUUUUAGCAUUUCAACAUGGCAGCGUAUACGUUACCGGAGGGAUUCACGGAUUUCGACAUGUUUACAUUCGGAACAGCGCUUCUUGUUGGAGGAAUGCUGGGAUUCUUCCUCAAUGUGAUCAGCAUCAUGUCCUAUCUCAGAGUAAAGGAGAUGAGGACUCCCAGUAACUUCUUUGUGUUCAAUCUCGCCAUUGCCGACCUCAGUUUGAAUAUAAAUGGACUUGUAGCUGCGUAUGCCAGUUAUCUCAGAUAUUGGCCAUUUGGUGUAGAUGGAUGUAACUAUCACGGCUUUCAGGGGAUGGUAUCCAUCCUAGCGUCCAUCAGUUUCUUAGCUGCCCUCGCCUGGGACAGAUAUCACCAGUACUGCACCAGACAGAAGCUCUUCUGGAGCACUACUGUGACCAUGUGCUGCCUCAUCUGGAUCAUGUCCAUCUUCUGGGCGGCUGUUCCUCUAAUGGGAUGGGGCGUCUUCGACUUUGAGCCAAUGAAGACCUGCUGCACGCUGGACUACACCAGAGGGGACAGGGAUUAUAUCACCUACAUGAUAACUCUAGUGGUGCUCUACCUGAUGUUCCCGGCUUACACCAUGUGGUCAUGUUACGGUGCCAUCCACAAACACUUUAAGAAGAUCCAUCACUACAGGUUUAACACCAGUGUGCCCUUGAGGGUGCUGCUGAUGUGCUGGGGUCCCUACGUCAUCAUGUGUCUCUACGCCUGCUUUGAUAAUGCCAAACUGGUCUCUCCAAAACUGAGGAUGGUCCUUCCAGUUCUUGCAAAGACAAACCCCAUCUUCAACGCUCUCCUCUACACUUUUGGAAACGAGUUCUACCGAGGCGGCGUUUGGCACUUCCUCACCGGACAGAAGAUUGUCGAUCCGGUUAUCAAGAAGUCAAAAUAAAAGGAAAAAUGUCGGAUGUUCAGGCAAACAUCCAACGCCAUCAGUUUCUCUUCUUAUAGGAUGGUCAUAGUCUUGGUAAUGUGUUGUACACAUAAAUGAGCAAUGAGUUGUCAGUGCAGUUGUUAUGUUUUCACCUGUGAACGGUUGGUGGGUCGCACAACUUCUACUGAAGCCUCAUUGCAGAUUUGUUAUUCAUCGAUUUUCAAUUAUUGCAUUCUUUUUACAGCUAAUUGUUUGAAAUGCUCCUCCGUCCAUGUAACAACACUCAAAAUAAACCCAUUGAGUUGCCACUUUUUUGACUCUACACACAA
Messenger RNA from Labrus mixtus (cuckoo wrasse), 1568 nucleotides. RefSeq names its product retinal G protein coupled receptor b (gene rgrb). Bases 376 to 1257 code for a protein of 293 amino acids. Gene Ontology annotation, biological process: visual perception; G protein-coupled receptor signaling pathway; phototransduction. The record is from RefSeq and is a predicted model, not a curated record. The transcript has 7 exons. Gene Ontology annotation, molecular function: G protein-coupled receptor activity. Lineage: Eukaryota; Metazoa; Chordata; Actinopteri; Labriformes; Labridae. Gene Ontology annotation, cellular component: membrane.